Molecule: messenger RNA, 656 nt
Organism: Cylicostephanus goldi
Lineage: Eukaryota; Metazoa; Nematoda; Chromadorea; Rhabditida; Strongylidae
Source: the annotation of a GenBank genome assembly
AUGCAAGCCAACGAGAUGAAAAUAUCUGUGCUUUUUAUUCCUCAACACGAAGUUGCUUUCGGUUGCAUUGCUAUUGGAGAUACUGCCAUAGCCUCUGUUGAUGUGAGAAAUCGUACCGAUCAUCCACUACGAAUAAGAGCAAAAUUGAAUAAUCCAGGGAAUGUUUUCACGCUUCUGGACAGUCAAAUUAUUUUGCUAGAUGCUCAGCGCUCUACGACUUUGCGAAUCGAGUUCUGUGCCACCCAAAAUGCACGAUUUUGUACUACCCUUUCUAUCAGUGCCAGUGGAGGUGGCGGUCCUGCCGUUACUUAUAGGAUGCCCGUACGUGGAGUUGGUGGUACAGCUGUGGUAACGGUGAAAGAUCGGGAGGAUUUGAAGAUUUCACGUAAUGGCUCAUAUGUACUACAAUCUUCGUAUGAAUCCACGUUUUCGUUCACCCUAGUGAAUUCGGGCAAGCGACAUGCUUUCGCGCGCAUGGUGGUAGUGUACUGCGGAGAUUCCGGCAAUACAGAACCGAUCCCCGUUGAUAUACGUCCAUCACCUGGAGUUGUGAUUGGUAGAGAUGAGUCUAUGGUGAGAUUUCGUAUAACUGAUGAUUUUGCUUUUUCAUUCUAUGGUUUUUCAAAAAUAUUUUUUCAUGUAAAUAUUAUGUAAUG